AUGGAAGAAAAUCAACAUAAAUUGCGUAUAGUACCACAUCUUGAUUCGAGCAGCGCACUUGUGUUUCCAAUCAUGGAGUUUACGCUGAACGGCUCAGCAGUUGUACAUAUUGGACGCUCCAUUGCUGUUGAAAACAAUAAAAGACCGCAACCACCAUCAGCAAAGCAAAUGACUUUUAGGAGUAAGGUUGUAAGCAGAACACACGCUGAGAUAUUUGUGCAAGGAAGCAAGGUCUAUAUCCGUGAUUUGGAGUCUUCUUCAGGCACAUUUCUCAAUAGCAGACGACUGUGUGGCCCCAACCAAAGAUCACAGCCAUUUCAGCUCCAUGACAAUGAUAUAAUUCAACUCGGCGUGGACUAUCAAGGAGGAACCCAAGAGAUUUACCGUGCUGUAAAGAUGCGAUUGGAACUGAACAAGAAUCAACAUCAGAUUGAAAAUAUGAACCGAUACAAUUUGCAAACCUACAAUUCUCUGCGCAAUUUAGCCACACCACCCAACCAUAUUUCCACUCUUACCCAAUCGAUGGAACGGAUCGAAUUUGGCGCAUUAGGCAACAGCAGCAGCAACAAGCAGGAUCAAAAAGAAGAAAACGAAGAGGCAGAUGAGGAUAUUCAUGUGGAUGAGUGCUGCAUUUGCCUAUUUGCCAUUGCACCAUUCCAGGCACUCUUUGUUGCACCUUGUUCUCACACAUUCCAUUACAAGUGUCUGCGUCCAUUGUUGUUGAAUCAUCCCGGGUUUGUAUGUCCAUUGUGUAGAAAUUAUGCGGAUUUGGAUGCAAGUGUGUCUCUUGAAGUAGACGAAGUCAAAUCAAUGCUAAAGACAAUGAAGAGAACAAACAAAGCUAGAUCGCAAGACGAAUGA
Molecule: messenger RNA, 861 nt
Organism: Mucor velutinosus
Lineage: Eukaryota; Fungi; Mucoromycota; Mucoromycetes; Mucorales; Mucoraceae
Exons: 4
Coding region: 1-861 (286 amino acids)
Biological process (GO): ubiquitin-dependent protein catabolic process; protein K48-linked ubiquitination
Cellular component (GO): cytosol; ubiquitin ligase complex; cell division site
Molecular function (GO): ubiquitin protein ligase activity; protein binding
Source: RefSeq, a predicted model, not a curated record